Quercus lobata is the source of this 1111-nucleotide messenger RNA. Its product is annotated as MADS-box protein AGL24-like. The transcript is spliced from 9 exons. Gene Ontology annotation, molecular function: DNA-binding transcription factor activity; RNA polymerase II transcription regulatory region sequence-specific DNA binding; protein dimerization activity. Gene Ontology annotation, biological process: positive regulation of transcription by RNA polymerase II. The record is from RefSeq and is a predicted model, not a curated record. The coding region runs from base 150 to 836 and encodes 228 amino acids. Lineage: Eukaryota; Viridiplantae; Streptophyta; Magnoliopsida; Fagales; Fagaceae. Gene Ontology annotation, cellular component: nucleus.
UUUCCUUUCUUGAACACAAACCCAGUGUAUAUAUAUAUUUUAUCUUUUAUCUCUACCAUUUAAGUGGUGUGACUUUUAGUCUUAGCUCAUACCUAACAGGCUAACUCGGUUCAAGUACCUGACCAGCCACCUGCAUUUCCACAAGAAGGAUGGCGAGGGAGAAGAUCAAGAUCAAGAAGAUUGAUAACGUGACGGCAAGGCAGGUUACUUUUUCCAAGAGAAGAAGAGGACUUAUUAAGAAAGCUGAAGAGCUUUCUGUUCUCUGUGAUGCCGAGGUUGCUCUCGUCAUUUUCUCUGCAACAGGAAAGCUCUUUGAGUUUUCCAGCUCAAGUAUGAAGGAAAUACUUGAAAGGUAUCAUCUGCACUCUAAUAGCCAUGAAAAAAUGGACCAGCCUUCUCUUGAACUGCAGCUGGAGAAUGGUAACCACGUUAGAUUGAGUAAGGAAGUGGCAGAUAAGACCAACCAACUAAGGCAGAUGAGAGGAGAGGAUCUCCAAGGAUUAAAUUUAGAUGACUUAGUGAAAUUAGAAAAAGUUCUUGAAGCCGGAAUUAGCCGUGUGCUUGAGUCUAAGGAAGAGAAGAUUAUGAAUGAGAUUAGUGCACUUGAAAAAAAGGGAUCUCAGUUGUUGGAAGAGAACAAGCAACUAAAACAGAAGAUGAUGAUGUUGUCCAAGGGAAAAAGAUCCAGUCUUGUGGACUCGGACAUCAUGAUCCAAGAAGAAGGCAUGUCAUCGGAUCAGUCUGUCACCAAUGUCUAUAGCUGCAACAGCGGUCCUCCUCCAGAGGAUGAUAGUUCUGAUACAUCUCUUAGAUUAGGGCUUCCCUUCUCUAAUUGAAGCUGGUGAAAAAUGGAGCAGACCUGAUGAUGAAUAAGGCUGAGAACUGGUCAUAUUAAAAUGUUUUUAUGUAACUAAGUUUAGUUAAAAUGGAAGAAGUGACGAUGGAACUUGUCUCUCCCUUGUGGCUGAUGUGGUUGUUUUUUGUAUUUUAUGCAUAUGGAUUAACUACUUCAUCGGGCAGUUUGCAGUCAGAACUCCUGGUUGGUAGUGUUAAAUUAAAUAAUGACUUUAGGGGAUAUUGAAGGAAUCCAUUGUUGCUUUUUCAUUAUGUA